Molecule: messenger RNA, 743 nt
Organism: Oppiella nova
Lineage: Eukaryota; Metazoa; Arthropoda; Arachnida; Sarcoptiformes; Oppiidae
Source: the annotation of a GenBank genome assembly
UUUAUGACUUUUUAGCCCACAAUGUUUUGCUUAAAUAUAUAUUUUUCAAAACAAUUGUUUAUUAAAGUCUUUGUAUUUACUAGAGUUAAUGAAAACAGUCUAGAUCCAGUUCUCACAUACAGUAACUACUUGUUUGGUGUUUAUUAUUGAGUUACCAUCUCAUCUGAUGCCUGUUUUGGUAUAUCGAGGGAAUGGUGCAGGUGCCCACCACAUUAUAUAUAUUUUCGGUCUACACUGAGACCAUUAUCAGGGCUAAGAUGUCCAGUUCCCCGACAUUUCUAAACUAUUGUAUUCACAAAUACCGCACAACCGAUUCAUUCAUUGAAUUGGACGGACAGGUGAGCAGUCGACAGAGUAGUGUCUAUAAUAUCGAAGUACCCGUUAAUGUUAGGACACCCGUCCGAAACGGUUCCCAGUUAUCGUUAAGUCCGUCGGAAUUCUCAUUGCCUCCUAACGAACGGGGAGUUUUCGCGACAUUUGUCGCUCAAAUGGUCUUCUCUUUGGUGGUGGUGUACGACCGGCACAACCAAAUCGCGUACUUGAGUACCAAUACGACGGCCGUACAGACAAAACAGGCGAUCCAUGCAAACAGAAACAGCCAUAAGUGGCACUCAAACUCUAANUCAAAUGGUCUUCUCUUUGGUGGUGGUGUACGACCGGCACAACCAAAUCGCGUACUUGAGUACCAAUACGACGGCCGUACAGACAAAACAGGCGAUCCAUGCAAACAGAAACAGCCAUAA